Messenger RNA from Penicillium cinerascens, 1029 nucleotides. RefSeq names its product basic proline-rich protein. Bases 1 to 1029 code for a protein of 342 amino acids. The record is from RefSeq and is a predicted model, not a curated record. NCBI's taxonomy places the organism in Eukaryota, Fungi, Ascomycota, Eurotiomycetes, Eurotiales, Aspergillaceae. The transcript has 4 exons.
AUGCCUCCUCCUCCACCCCCUCCGCCGCCGCCGCCUGGAGGACUUGGUGGCCCUCCCCACCACCUCCUGCAGCUUUACCGACCAGGCCUUCGAAAGGUGAAGGCGCUCUACUACUCUGAUAUUCACAAAGGCACUCGAUUGAAGAAAGCCACCACCAAUGACCGAUCAGCGCCUAUUAUUCGAAAUUCUGGAGGCGGCUCAGCUGCGCCGCCCAUGGGAGCUGCACCUCCAGUUCCAGGCAUAAGACCCCCUCCCACAGGACUUGCACCCCGGUCCCGUCUGGACCGGCCGCCAACAGAUUACGAAGCAACAGUGAAGGACGUCUCGCCCGGCGCCUGCUGCAGUACCUCCAAAACCUCCAGGCGCCCUAGGCUGCCUGGUGCACGACCACCACCACCUCCGUCUACAGAGUCGUCACCUGCGCCACCUAUAAACCCUUUAGUCGCAAGCUUGAAGAAAGUCCCCCCUCGACCUGGUUCCAGGCCAUCCUCUACUAUCUCUUCAGCAACUGCUCCCGAGAUCCCUCCUCCACGUGCUCCUCCGCCACCUCCUGGGGUAGGCCGGGCACCACCACCUCCGGUGUCUAGAAACCAUCUGCACCCCCUCCCCCUCCUCCUACAGCUAGUCCAGCGGUGCCACCUCCUCCCCCCCAACUACAACAAGCCCGCCCCCCCCUCCCGCUACUCCGGGCGGUCAUUGCUCCUCCUCCUCCACCUGGAGCACCUCCAUCACUCGCCGCGCAGGCUGCCCGCAGUGCUCUGGGACACCCACCACCGGCACCACCAGCUGCAGCACCAGCAGCUCCCCCUCCACCUCCACCAGUUUCUCCUCCAAGCGCUCCUCCCCCGCCCCCAUGCUUAUACUCUCACUAAUGGCGGCUCAUCCCAUGCACCAGCCCAGACUCCAUCCACCAAUGGCCACAUCAACAUCGUGGAUCCUCGCUUCAAGUUCCCCGGUGAUGCGAUGCUUCCGGCUCCUCGAAGGUUCACCAAGACCCUUCCUGUCAAGUAUCGUGCCGGGAAAAAUUAG